Messenger RNA from Anopheles coluzzii, 1119 nucleotides. RefSeq lists its product as uncharacterized. NCBI's taxonomy places the organism in Eukaryota, Metazoa, Arthropoda, Insecta, Diptera, Culicidae. The record is from RefSeq and is a predicted model, not a curated record. The coding region runs from base 1 to 1119 and encodes 372 amino acids. The transcript has 2 exons.
AUGGAAGAGACUAUUGCUCUGCGGCGAGAGUUGUCCGAGUUGCUUGCCAAGGGAGGAUUUGAAUUGCGCAAGUGGACGUCUAACUUGCUUGGUGUGCUUUCCGGUCUGAGUGCUGACCAUAUUGGCACGCAAUCAUCACUACAUUUCGUACCCAAUGAAACAAUCAAGGCGCUUGGCAUCUCGUGGAAGCCCGAAACCGAUGAGCUAUGCUUCGAUUCGAAUGUCGGCAUCGAUGACACCUCUUCAACUAUGCGAUCGAUCUUAUCCAACAUUGCAAAAAUGUACGACCCACUCGGACUGAUCGCACCGAUACUUGUUCGAGCAAAAAUGUUGAUGCAGGAGCUAUGGUUGCUGAAAUCCGGCUGGGACGAACCUGUACCGCAACAAAUCUACAAAAAAUGGAAAGCAAUUCAAGGUGAUUGGCAAGCUUUAGCUGAAUAUAAAACUACUCGCUAUGUACUUUUACCACAUUCAAAGGUAGAAUUUCACACUUUCACCGAUGCCUCCGAAGCUGCCUACGGAGCAUGCACCUACGUACGCUGCGAGACCGCGAAGGGAGAAGUGCAAAUCAGCCUGCUAGCGUCGAAGUCUCGCGUUGCACCUUUGAAGCGCGUCACACUGCCGAGACUGGAACUUAGUGCAGCUGUCCUGGGAGCGCACCUUCACCAUCGCGUCAAGAAUGCAAUGCAGAUUGCUUCUGCCGAAUCCAUCUUCUGGUCCGAUUCAACUGUAACCCUGAAAUGGAUUGCUUCACCACCCAACACUUGGAAGACGUUUGUAGCGAAUCGAGUUGCGGAAGUGCAACAUUUUUCGCAUCCACGGCAAUGGCGGCACGUUCCGGGUACCUGCAACCCUGCUGAUCUGGUCUCCCGAGGCAUGUCCGCAACACACUUCAAGCAAAGCACGCUUUGGAAGUCCGGCCCAGACUGGCUAGCGCAUCCUUCAUCAUCCUGGCCCAGCUCAAACCCGGAACCGGUAGACGAUAUGGACUUAGAAACACGUCAGUUCGAAAAGAAGCACUUGCUUACGUCGGCGGAAUCGCGGACUGGAUCGACCUUGCGCGUCGAGUUGAUGACCGAGGCGGAAUCGGACACCGUGGUAGAAGUUGGGUGGAACUAG